Molecule: messenger RNA, 8230 nt
Organism: Nilaparvata lugens (brown planthopper)
Lineage: Eukaryota; Metazoa; Arthropoda; Insecta; Hemiptera; Delphacidae
Product: protein Tob1-like
Exons: 5
Coding region: 637-1851 (404 amino acids)
Biological process (GO): regulation of gene expression
Cellular component (GO): cytoplasm; nucleus
Molecular function (GO): transcription corepressor activity
Source: RefSeq, a predicted model, not a curated record
CCAGAGCGAUCUGUCUGCUUUCGUGAAGCGACACGACAACACACUCGCGAGCGUCCUCUCAGCAGUCGCCACUCGGCAACACUGUCCCCCAAUUAUUGUCUUAUCAGUGAACCACUCCUCCAUGCCACGUGUAUGAUCUCUUCAUUUUUCGUUUCGGAGUAAUAAAAAUUAUUGUGAUAUAAGUAUAGUUUGCUGUGUGAAAACUACUCAACAAUUUUCUACCAGUUUCAUUCAAAACAGUGAUCGACAAAAAACGUAAUAAGCUGGAAGUAACAAUCUGCUAACGGAAAAUUUGCAAGACUGACGACGAAAUUCUGUACGAAACUCAUAUCAAGAUUACCACCAAAACUCAACCACUCUCGUCCAAACAGAACUGAACAGGACUAAGCUGCAAACCUACAACUGAAAGACAACGUCGGAGUGUGACCAGCAGAAAACUUCAAAGUGUGACAACAUCAAAGUGUGACGUCGACAAAGUGUGCAAACUCUAAACGUAACAACGGCUAAGUCAGUGGAAAGGACGACAGAAAAACGAUCAUCACCCGCCGUCAAAUCGGAACGGUAUCUGUUGCGGUCUCUAUGAUUGUCGGUGAAGUGUGCUGAGGUCAAAGUGUGCCAACGUCAAACCACGUCAAAAUGCAUCUAGAAGUACAGGUGGCGCUGAAUUUUGUCAUCAGCUAUUUGUACAACAAGCUGCCACGGAGACGCGUGAACAUCUUCGGGGAGGAACUGGAGAAAGCGCUGAAGGAGAAGUUCGUGGGGCACUGGUACCCCGACAAACCCUUCAAGGGCUCGGCGUUCAGGUGCCUGAAGACGGGUGACCCGGUGGAUGCGGUGCUCGAGAGAGCGGCCAAGGAGAGCGGGGUCCCUGUUCAGGAUAUCCUCGAGAACCUUCCUUCCGAGCUGGCUGUGUGGGUUGACCCUGGUGAGGUCAGCUAUAGGAUUGGCGAGAAGGGGGCCGUCAAGGUACUGUUCAGCGAGAGCGACACCUCCCUCUACCACCAUCUCCACCACUCACACCACAACGCGCACGCGCACGCGCAUCACGGCAUAACCUCCGCAGACGUGUCGGCGUGUCUUGCGUCGCUUGUCGGUGACGACUCUGCCGGAAAUGACCAGAAGACCUUUAACCCGGAAGCGCAGUGCUUCCGGCCCAUCGACAACUGUCCGACCACCGACGACACGUCCGGUUUGUCGUCCGGCGUUGUCGGUGCACUGUCGUCGGCGCUUGGAUCGACGGCUGGCAGUGGAGCUCCCUCGCCGCAACCGACCCGUACGCCGCCCAGUCCUGCUCCUAAUCAGGCAUUUGUUGGGGGCCCACAGCAGCACUCCCCCGUGUCGAGAGGCGUGGGUGGGGGAGCAGCCCCCCUUACAUUUACUACAGCCACCUUUGCUCAGACAAAGUUCGGCAGUACCAAGCUCAAGACUAACUCCAAACGCGCCAACAGGAUGUCCCCGACCGAGUUCUCCAACUACAUCAAGCAGCGCGCCCUGCAACAAGCCGGUCUUCACCACGGGGGCCCCGCUGCAGGGGGCGUCAACUCCCCGAUCCGAUCUCUGUCCCCCGCCUCGGGCGCCAACCAUUCAGCAUCCGAUUACUACUACCACUACCCGCACCACAACUGGGGCGCGCCCCAUCACCCCUACACGCCCCCUUACGCUCCUGAGACCACCCCCUACUAUACCCAGGGGGCCGGUGCACAGAUGGCCGCAGGUGGGCCCCAGGGCACGCCAGGGGGGCCUCAGUCAGGGAGCGCCCCUUCGCAGCAGCCGCCCCAGGCGCCGCUUGAUAAGCAGCUGGUCGAUUUCGGCCUCUCCUCUCAGUUCCAGCAUCUGCUAGUAGCCAAUUAACGCUGGAGGACUUUCGUUAUAGCCGGAGACCAUAGAGGUAUUUACUUCAUAGAGGGCUUCUUAUCAGCCGGCAACUCAAAUUUACUAUUCAUAAAAAAUGUCUCUAUACUCCUACAGAUAUCAGAAAAAUUCCUAUUCGUGAAAAAUUUCAUCAAAACCCUACAAACAAUAGGAAAUUUCCUAUUUCUAAAAAAUGUCAUAAAACCCCUACAAAUAGUGGUGAAUUUUCUAUUCGUGGAAGAUGUCAUCAAAAUCUUACAAAUGGUAGGAAAUUUCCUAUUCGUGAAAAAUGUCACUAGAGUCCUACAAACAAUAGAAAAUUUCAUUUUUAUAAGAAAUGUCACUAAAACGCUAGAAAAAUUAGGAAAUUCCCCAUUUAUUAAAAAUUCAUCAGAAACUUACAAAUAGCAGGAAAUUUCCUAUUUGUAGAAAAUGUCUUCAAAGCCCUACAAAUAUUAGGAAAUUCCAUAUUCAAUCAAAAUGUCAUGAAAGUCCAACAAAUAGUAGGAUAUGAUGCGUUUUUUCGAGUUGCUGGUUGAAAUGAAACCUUAUUUCUCAUAUUAGACUGGACAUACUCAACUACCACUUGCACCUCGUUUGGGCAUUGAUCGUUGAAACUAAGCAGAAACCGGUAAAAUUUAGCCAAAAUUUUAACUUCUUCUCAAAUGUGAAGUUUUCAGACAUAGGUCUUUUGUUAUAAAAUAACUAAUCUUAAACUUGAUGUAGGAUAAUAUGGCAUAGACAGCUUUCUACAACUCCAAGAAAAUGUGUUGUAAAAUUUCAAUUUAAUAAAAAUUCAUCAUCUACCGAGCAAAUCAAGCUUUGUAGAUCAUAGAAUUCAAGUAGAUCUCCAAAUUUAUGACAGAAUUUCUACUAGAUUCGUUAUAGAUACUAAUGGAAUUAUUUUUCAGCACUGAUCUCAAACUUUUAGCUUGCAUACAGCUUGAUAAAUAACAUUUAUCCAAUUUAUUACAUUAAUAAAAUAGAAAUUUAUUGUAAAAAAUUCUAAUAAGAAGAUUACUCCUUUCUAAUCACAACUGUACUCAAAGUUAAUUAGAUUAAAGUGAGAUAAAGUAUACAAGGUAUAAUCAAACAUACCUAUUUAGUACCCAGAACAGUACCUACUACAAAACAGGCCUAAAAGAAGUGAACCAUUUUACAUUAAAAUUACUACUAGUAGUUCAUUUGAACCGUACAGAUAUUUAUAUUAAACAAACUUUAAUAAACUCCACUUGCAGACUGUUUUUAAAAUAGAGAAAAAUCAAAUAGCUGAAAUCUGCAGCUACAGGUAUUGAGAAUUUAGUUGAAAAACUUCAGUUUUUGGACUCAAGAUACAAGAGCUUAAUCACUCAUCGUUUGCAGCUAUAAUUGAAUUCUGUAACUUAUCCUCAAAUCGAUAAUGUAUACAGUGAAUCAUUUGAGUAUUAGUAAUACUAUUAUAUUGCUUAACGUCGUAAAUUGUGAGCAAUACUGAUUUGAAAACUAGCAUCUUAAAGAUUUCCUUCAAACUUCUAGCUAGUUUGUGGAAUUGUCAAAAACUAUAGGAAUUUUGAAUGAAAUACUGAUCAUCCGUAGCUUUGUAACAAGCUGACUUACAAGGCGUAUUUUGAUAACAGUGCAGAUUUUUACUUGUAAAACAAAUUAUAUUUAAAACACCAUCUCAAUGCUAAGUAAUUAGAUAUGUUUUCGCAAAUGCCAACCUGUUAUUCAAAGACAUACGUUCCUAGCAAACUUGGAAAAAAAUUGGCAAUUUUCCCGGCUAGGCCUGACUUGGCAAGCUGAACAAAUUCCAAUAGUGAAGGAUCAAUUUUCUAUGCACUAGAAUAGACAAGUCCUGACAAAAUCUAGAAGUAAAAUGCGAAAAACAUUGUAGGUAAAUUUUGAAAGUCAAGCUGGUACCGGUAUUUUUUAUCGAAAAACUGGGAGAAAGUUCUCAUAUUUGUUUUCUCUUGUAGAAAAAUAAUAUGUGUGUUAUAGUUUCAAUGCAAGCGCUAUGCUCCAAUUUAUUUUUUGGCUUGAAGUCAAAGCCAGUCGUUAGGACCCGAGAGAUUCUGAACUAGUGACUCAUCAAUGUGGAAAUAUAUUCAGCUAAAAGUGGAACCUCACAUUUGCUAACAAUAUCUAGGCUGUUCAAAUUUGAAAUAAAAAAACAUCCAACAAACAGUAAACAACUACUGAUAAAUUUCUCAAUAAAUAAAAGUCUACUAAAAAGCUGUUAGUUGAAAUUUCGAAACAUCAACAAGUAAACAAAGUCGGUCGAUAAAUUUUGAAAUACUCGUAAUAAGAUUGACAGAUAAAAAACUUAAAACAUUUUGAAAACUCUCUUCUUGAGAUUUCAAGACUGUGAGUGUACAAUGCUAGAAAUCGAAGUCCCACAAUAUUAUGUAGAAUAUUGACAAAAUCAAUAUUGUUAUCAAUAUAAUUCAAGAUAUUUUUGAAUAUUAUUAGUAAAUUGUUUCAAAUUUUUAGAUACCUCUUAUAACGUGCUGUGAUCCAGUUCGUUGUUGAUAAGCAAUAAUUAUUAUUAUAAUAUAUUCACCCAACAUUUUUACAAAAAUUUGAAUUUUAAUCUAGGGAAGGGCAGAAGUUAUUCUCACUUGAACAAUUUCAUCAAAUAUUGUCCCUUAAUUAUUUGGGAUUUACUGUCUACUGUCUAAAAAUCCACACCACUCUCUCACCUUACACCACAGCUAUUACCUUAUUUAUAAAAUUAGAUCAUUUAUAAACUUGAAUAGUACAACUCUUCCAAUAGUAUUUCCUCCUUUACGGUCGAUCUCUAUGAUUUCCUCUUUCUCCUUCUUGUUUUUCUUUCAAUUUUCCUCUUCUUCCCUUCCCAUUUUCUCUCCAAUAUUUUUGGGGUCAAUAACACUCCAAUCACCCAACUCCUAGACAAUUGAUGAGUUAGCAUACUUACACCAAAUCAAAUGACCUUAACCUAGCUUAUUCAAUCCAAAAAUUUAUUGCUAAUUAUGCAUUAUUUUUCAAGCUCAGCAAAUUCUUACUUCUGCUGCACCUAGGUUGUUGCUCUUGAAUAUUAUUCUAGCUGGUCUAUGAUAAUGAAUGAUUAAUUCCAAAACCCAUUAAUCGCUAGCGAUCUUAUAGAUCGAUUGUUUUAAUAGUAUAAUAUUAAAAUAUUGUUUUUAAUAUUAACUAUAUUGUUAUUAUGUGUGCUGGUUAUGCAUAAAUCUAUUAUCGCUCUUUUAGAAAUUUUAUCAAAUAAUCUCUGUUUAAGUGUAGUAAAAAUUUUUCACAUUUAUAGAUUAUCGAUAAUAAAACAAAAAUAUAUAUUGUACGAAUUUUCCAACUCACUGUAUUUAUUAUAAUAUGAAUGUAUAAUGAAUGUAUGGCAUAUGGUCUCACUUACAUAGCCUGUUGAAUAUAUAUGUAUUAUUACCGUUAAUAUAUACUCAUUAAAGGUGUACGAAUUUUUAUAUAGAGUCAUUUUUUCUAAAUAGUCGAAUAUUAGAUGCGUAGAGCUAAUUUUUCAUAAAAAUUAUAUUCAAAGUUUAUUAAUGAUGUAGCUUAAUAUAUUAUGUAGUAUUCAUAGUGUAGUAAAGACGUACCACAAAACUAUCAAAUAUUGUCACUUAUAACUUUAAAGUUUUAAUGACAUUAUUUGUUAGUUUUAAUGAGAAAAGGUAGGUACUGUAAUAAUAUUUAUCAUCACAAUAUUAUAGAACAUCUUCUCACUAUUCAAAUGAUACUAUGUAACUAUAUUAGGCUACUAUAUUAUAUAUCAUACAGUAAUAAGCAAAUAAUUAUUGGAAUUUUCCUCAAUUAAUAGGUUUCAAAUUUCAUUGAAAACUUUUCUUCAUUUAUCCUUAAUAUCUCGUCAUUUGUCUGUGAAAAUUAAUAAUAAUUGUUGUAUUUCUGACAGUAUUCGGUUAUAUAUUGUAUAAAUUACAAAGAAAAUAAUGUUUGAAUAUUUAAUAUGGAAUAUUAUACAAAAUACGUUGAUAUGUAUAAUAUUGGUAUAUAUUUGUUUUUUAUCAUUUUAUAUUUUUAUAUUUGAAUGUUUUACUAUUGCACUAUAACAUAGAAAACUAUAAUCAAAUUACUAUUGUACAAUUAGUUGUUAAAACUAGUCAUUGAAAUGUAAUUCGACUUCAAUAUUUUAUUAUUGUCGUGGCUGUAAUAUCUUUACUAGUUGCUGCAUAAACAUUUUUUAAACAGGAAAAUUCAAUUAUUGGUGUAUGAGGCUGGAUGUCUUUUCAACUAUUUGAAAUUAUUCAGUAUUUAUUCAAUUGAAAAACAAUCUUGAUGUGCUUCAUAGUGAUAUAGUGUACAAAUUGAUAACCGUAUUUAAAAUCUGAUUCAUUUUUCAAAAUUAUUCACAGUAAUUGGAGAGAAAGCAGUAAAUUGAGCUAUUUUACUUUCAAAUUUUCUAUCGCUCUAUCCAUCUAUCCAUCUAAUUUAUUCAGAAACAUGUAUCAGAUGCCAGAAUACAACCAACUUACAGCAAUAGAGUUAACACAAGAUUCUGUGGAAGCCUACAAUGUUAAAAUGUAUAAAUUUAUUUGUUUAACAACUCAUUUGAAUACUUUUUCGGUAUUUAUAUAAAUUUGAUUUGAGAAUAUCUCAUAUAUAUUCCAAUUGAAUGCUAUCUUAUUCAAUUCCAACUACUUUAACAGGUCAAUUUGUUUCUCUUUUCGCAUGUGGACAAAUUAUUUUAACUAUUUAGUAUUUUUCUUGAAAGUGACUGAGAAUUUAUAGUAGGUACUUUAGCUCAAUUCUGACUCCCCAUAUUUAUUAAUCUAUCCCAUUACUUUACACAUUAUUCACACAAGAUAUCCCAUCAUUUAUAAAAGAUAAAUAGAAACCAGUUACAAAAUACAUGCAAGCCUAUUAUUAUAGUGGUAAUCUACUACCAUCAAAAAUACCCACCCAAUUUUGAAAUAGCUCAACCAGAUUAUGGAAUAGCACCCAGGAAAUGUAUUUACCUUCCCGUAAAUACACUAUUCCCCACCCCCACCUACACCAAAUCAGCCAUCAAAAAUACAGUUUCAACUUUCUAAAUACAAUUUUAUCUCCAGUGUCAUAAUCGAUGUAAUUUAUCUGAUUUUGAUGAUAUUAUAAAUACAUAGACUCUUAAAUAUUUCACAUAAUAUAACAAUGAUACAUAUUAUAUAUUUUUACUAAACGAAUAUAAAUGUACACAAUGUUAAAACUGCAUGUCAAGUAUAAAUACAAAUAUAUUAUUACUACUACUACUACAAAACAAUAUAUCAAGUAUUGUCUGUGUGUAAAAAUAAAACAAUGAAAAAUUUAUUUCAUUAUGAAAGAAUAUAUUUGUACUUUAGUAUUUUUGUACGUGAUUGAAUUAAUAAAAAUUAUAAACUGUAGAUCGAUAGUGGUUCAAUUAUUGAGGUUAAUAUAAAUUAAUUAUUGUGUAUUGAUUAUAAAUGGAAAAUUUUAAUAGUGAUACAUUAAUUAUUGUUGUUAAUAUUACGAUAAUUGUUUCUCAAAAAUACUGUCUUUAACAUAUGGUUGUGUUCCUUUGUUGAAUUUUUUUAUAAUUUAUAAUAUAUUGUUGCAAAUAAUUAUUACUCUAAUUUCAAGUUGAUUCUAUUUUAUGUUGAUUUUUGUGUUAAUAAAUAAUUAUUGUCGAUAAUGUUUGAGUGGAACCAAUUAUUGUUUUUUGUUGUUUUUGGUAGAAAAUUGAGUUAUUAUGGAAAUAGUAGAUUUCGUUAGUUGCAUAAUAUAUUUAUUAUUAGAGAAAGUUUCACUCAUUUUCAGUAGUUUGUUGCCCAAAAUUAUUGAAAUAGAUAAAACUAUUAUUAGGCGCCGCAGACCGGGAUGCGUUAUAUAUAUUACAUAAUAUAUAUAAUGUAAAAAGUAUUUUAUCGUUAGAUGAUAAUAUUAAUAAUAAUUAAAAAUAAUUGAAAAAGAAAGCGUUACGGAAAAAUAUUUUCAAUUAAUUUUUCUGUAAAUGUGUAACAACGUGAUUCGUAUGAUAGAUUAUUUUUAUAUUUUUUUAUAUAAGCGAAAAUACCGUGUAAAUAAAUCUACUUAUAAAUACACUUUUAUAUAACUGCAAGUCCCGAGCGAAAAUUAUCACUUACGUGUGGCAUGUAUUUGAAAACUAAAUACAGUAGAAUCAAAAAUCCUUCCUACCCUACACAGUAGGUCAAAAAACUUCAAAAAUAGAAAAUAAUUCUCAAUUAUUUAGUUCCAAAUUGAAAUUCCGCUAUAGGAUCUUGAAAUCUGUAAGAACCCACUCUAGGGUACGAUUGAAAAUAGCUUGAUCCUCUCAAAAAAAAGCUUAAACUAAUGAAAUAUUUACACAAAUUUAGAUCUUUUUUUUCAAAUAUAACCACCUCCACACAUUAGUGACCCAUAAGGCAUGCAUGAGUUUCAAGUACAACCAAUUAUUUCACUU